AUGUUCACCAUACGGGCAAACAGUGCAACCUACACGGUUAAUGACACUAAGGCCAGGUUUGUUUUGUGGACGAAAUGUGAAGAUUUUAAAUAUUAUUUGAAGGGAUCAUUGAGGUUUUCUAAAACUCCAUAAACCUCAAAAUGUCCAUUCCCAGUUUGUAUUCGAAACCGAUUUUUUUUUCUUACCUGGAAGCUUUUUUCUUGUCGUUUGGUUCAACAAGGCUUCAGAGUGUUCUGAUUGAAUUUGGCAAGAUUGUGAAAUAAUUGAACUACUCGGAACUGUCGCCUAAGAAGAUUAAUUGAUAAGUUGAGGGGAUUUCUUCAAUUAAUGGCCCAAUGGUUGAAGAGUUUUCAAUCUGAGAUUAUUUAGUGGGAAUAAAGUUUACAUAUUUUUGUCUGAAGUUAUCCAGGAUUCUUUAUUGGAAGUUUUUUCACCAGGAAACGUCAAAGUUAAGGUUAAAGUCAAUAUGAUUCCAAUUUUUCAGCACUCUGCACCGUGUCGACGCGCCACGGAACGACUCAGCCUCAGGCUUCGGACCACCUCCUCGGCGCCAUGUCAGCAGUCCGCCAAAAGAAGGAAAUCUGAGGGCGAGCAGGUCUCACGAAUCGCUGCUCAGUUACGCCGCAGCCACACAUAUGAUCAACCUUGGUGAGUUGUAAUGGCUCGUCAUAACACCCCGACGUGCGAUGAUUUGAUCGUGUCGACCAACAGCCGCGCCUCUUUCGAUGAAUUGGAGCUCGAGCUCUUAGUGCCGCCGCUCCAAUUAGUGCUUUGAUCUCACCUUGUCCUUUUUUCUAAGCUUAUCGUAAAAUCGGAUCAUCUUUUCGUACUGUCGGAGAGUUCCAAUCAAGCCUCAGCGGCACUUUGGGACUUUUCCAAUGAGUGCUUUCACCUCUUCUUUUCGAACUUAUCGUAGGUUUUGAUCAUUUUUAGAUUACAAACAAGAGAUAGUUCGGUUAAGAUUCAUUGAAAAAGAUCCAAUCCCAAAGCCGAGCUCACUUCGUCGUUUUGAUCUCAUUCUACAGUUUGACAUCAACCGUUUUUGAUAAAGUAAACAACCCAAAAGAUUUUCGCUUCAGAAUUUUUCUCUCUAUAGUCUUUUAGGUUUUUUUUCCGACUUGAUUUUUACUUUAUUCACCGCUGGCUUGGAAAAAAACGUUGCAGAGACCUCUGAAACUUUUUUUCACACUCCUCCACGGAAGCCUCAUCUUUUUUUUUCGAUACCAGCGAUUAAUGAACUAUAGCUUAAACCAUUCAUCAAGUCCACAUCUACUGAUCCUCACGCGUUUCACGUGAAUAUCCAAAAUUUUUCCGGCUUCCAAACGGAUAAAGGUCUAAUCGAGUGAAUGAACUCAGACAAAUGAGUUCGACAAGAACAAAAGAGUAGAAAUUAAUCAGCAAAAAGCAAUUUGCAGGGGACGACGCCCGACUCCACCCAGUCCAUCCUUCAGUGCUCGACGUGCCCAACUGCUUCCGCGUCGCCAACACUUACUACGCCUGCAGGACCCCUCUUGAGCGCGCAAAGUGGAUGGAGAAGUUAGUUUUUUUCUGUAGUUCUGACUAGGAGAAUGAGGAAUGUCGCAAUAGCCAAGCAAUCAGCUCCCGAAAUUUUCAUGAGAUUUCAUCCAGUACCAUUGAUUUUUGAAAAUCAAAUAAAUUAACUUAGUGUUCAGUCCAUUAAAUUGAAACAGCCUCCUGAAAACUUGCUGUAGCAUUUUUCAAAACAAAUUAUUGUAAAAUUUUUAUAUUUUUGUAGCUUGAAAGAGUUUCGAUAAAUCGGUAGCCUUUGAUGAAUGAUAAGAAUUAAAAACGUCCAUUUUUUGGCAGAUUCAGGGACCUUCGGAACGCCAGAGAGGGGAGACCUGAAGGGCAAUCAAAGGCAAACCCUUUACCACCCCCCUAGGGAACUCAGAAGCUUACAAAAAUAAUCACUUCAAGAGAAAGGGGCUAGUUUAUAUGAUUUCUUUGUGAAAAAGCAAUCAUUCAUACGCGGAAAACUCAAAAAAUUACGUUGAUCCCAAACCCCGUUAGGGAUCCCUAAAUUUUACCACUAUGGUAAGCACUAUUUUUUCUCGAGGCUGUUUCAUCUCCGUCUAGAGACCACUCUAGCGUUCUUAAAAUUACGAUGAAUAUCUCUUGAAUUUUGAAACAUCUCAAAAGUGAAACGAUGAUAUCUCUUGGAUUUUUAAACAUCUCAAAACUGAAAAAAAGCUGGAAACCUGUCAAAGGUUUGAAUAUCUCAGCUUAACCUAACAAAACAACAAUUCGAAAAGAACAGGACUGAACCUAGGGACCGCAGGCCAAUUUCCAAAGUCAGUGAUAUAAAGUUGAAACCUAUAUGAAAAAGAAAGCUGAUGGCAAUCGAUAGCUAACUGCGAAAAACAGAAAAAGAAAAAAAUAUGAAAAAAAUGAAAAAAAGUUAUAAGCAAAAAAAGUGGCGAAAUCGGGGGAACCAUUUUUUUGUGUAGAAACUUUCGUCAGGGUCGCAGGAAAAGGGGCGUGUUUAUAGAUGCCGCGCGCUCCUUGCUGUGCGUUAAUUCACGCAGGAGACGUUUCGAAAACAUAUUUAUUUGAGUUUUUUUAGAAGUUUUAAAUGAAAUAUUAGAGUUUUUCAUAUUGAACAUUGCUCUUUUUUUCAAUAUCAGCCUACUCUUCAAGCACUCACGCUGCUGAAAAGCGAGUUUUGAACAAAGUUUCAAUGCAUUUGUAAAAAAAGAAAAUAACCGACAAAAUAGACCUUUGCGAAGGACGAACAGCAUUAAACCGAAUUAAAAAAAUGAAACAGUCUACUAAGAAAUUUACUGAAAAAAAUAUGUAAAUAAUCACCAAGUCCUUUUUUUCAGAGAGUUUUUUUAAAAAAAGGGCGAAAGCGUUUUUUUACUUUUUGACUUUUCUACUUCUUUUAUUUUUUUCUCUAAAGUUCGUGCGUCUACAUGGAGUGUACGUAGACAAUUUUUUUCAGAAUUCUUUACUUGACAUUCUGUAAAAAAAUUCAAGAAAAAGUUGAGUAAAAGCGAAAUUUAAUACUUUUUCUCGCUGCUAUAAUGGAUAUAAUGAUAUAGGAAAAAAAGAUUCCAAUUAUGAAAUGAGUAAAAAGCAACUAUAAAGCCACAAUAAAAUGAGAAAACUUGAAUAGAAUACAUAAAUAGUUUUAAAAAAACCUUCUUCACGCUUUCGAAAAAUUUCGUGGCCUUCGCGGUGUCUGCAGAUUCCCAGCGACGCGCAGUUUUAAAAAUUACUUUCGAGCGUUUAAAUUAACAAUACUUUUCGGGCCAUCCUAGGAAUUUUUUUAUUUUUUGAUAUGUUGUAGAGAAAUGUCUAAUCUUUGAUAUUAUGAAAUAAAAAAACUUGCCCAGAACGCUUUGGGCCGUUUUCAAAGCGUUAUAAAAAAACGAAAAAUUUUUAAGCUUUCAUAUAAACUAUAUAAUCGAUGAAAAACCUUAUUUUUUUUCUAUUUUUUUAAAAAUUUGCAAACAACUUCAAACAACCGUUUAAAAAAAUAUAAUCAGUAAUUAUCGAUUGCGUUUUUUUCGAAAAUAAGGAAUUUCGAAAAAUCGCGAUUUUCAAAUUGCGUUAUUUUUUUGAGGCCAACCAUAGAAUUUUUUUAUUUUUUUUGCCAGAAUAUGCGUUUUUUUAGUUGCUUUAUGAUGUUCAAGAAUAAAAAAAGUUGCCCAGAAACUUUCAAGAAAAAAACGGGAUUUUUUUAUCCGUUUUUCGGCCACAAAUGCGUUUUUAAAAAAACUGUCGUCGUACAUUCUUAUUUCUUAUUUUUCAGUAUUUUCUUUUAUGUAGGAUUGUUAGGCAUAGCCGAUUGUAUGUUUCCCCCAACUUUUUCCCAAAUCGGUACAAGAAAACUAUUUUAAAAUAUAAAAAAGAACCAAAAUGCAACGAAAAUGACGAAGUUUUUUGAACAGCGAAGUGGGCGUGGCUCUGCGGUCCCUAACUGAACCGGCGCCCGAAGGCCACGUUUUUAAUGUUUGCCCAUGCAAUUUGCCAUACGGCCUGAAUGCGUCGGGAAGAACAUAACUACGCAUGUUUGCGGGCCCUUUGGCGCUUCACCCAAGGUGACUGUGCGGCUCGAGCCAUUAUGCAAAACGCACACACGGGCCUGCCUGACGUGGUGCACGCGGGGAGGACUGGCCGACGGUGUCGCUCUCCUCUUUUUCGACUUCACUGACCUCACCUCCUACCGCCAAAUAUCGAUUCGAUCCGAGGUUGACCGAUUGGACAUCGAGGAUUUUUUUUUCUUUUGGCUUUCACCUUUAUGUUCCUGUUCAAUUUACUCAUGUGAAUUAGUGUGAAGAACAGGAAAAUUUCAUCUUUUAAGGCUGAAAACUUGAACCAAGCUCGAUUCAAAAAGUGCAAAAUGAACCUUUUCUAACCUUUUUUUGUUUUAGGUUAUGUUUUUCCUGAUAAAAAGGAGGUAUGCUCAGUUUCAGUUUUCGCGCCGAAUUUUUAACUUUUUGUUUUUCCACAGAUUCAUUAUUAGAUAGGUUAUUUUUGUUAACUUGUUAACUUUUGUUAAAUGUUAACUUUUUUAUUUUCUCACAGAUCUAUGUUUCGAUAGAAUUUUCUCAAAUCUGAGAUUUACGCAAAAAAUUGAAGAGAACACUUCCAAAAUUGAACGGAAUUACCUGAUUUUCAUUAUUUUCGGGUUUUUUCGAGGACGCUUGAUUUUAUAUUGAUUUUAUAUUAUUUGCCUUUGACGUUUAGGUUAUCUGCAUCAAAUUAACAAGGGGGAUUAUCCUUAUCUUCAAUGAACUUAGAUCUUUUAUUUUCAAACCUUACCCUAAUCUAACAUCCUUUCAGUUGAAUUAUUGACGAGAUCUUUCUACAAAAAAGCUUCGAAGGGUCCACAAUAAAACCGGCACUUAGCGCAAAAUUAUGUCAUAAACUAACCACGGCUGGCGCUGAGAUACAGUAUCUCUUGCGAUGAGAAUUUUCAUGACGAUUUCAUUACCUCGUUCGGGGCGGAUAUUACUUGUGCAGCUGUUUAUUUAUUCAUUUCCUUUUUUCGUCCUGGCCGUUCUUGUCAUCAUUUUGACCGUAUUCAUAGCUAUUUUAUAAUUUUUUGAAAGUGCAGUUUUGAAAACUUCUGUGUACUUUUCGACAAAGAAGUUCCGAAAAGGAGAAGAGAUGUAUGGGGCGUAAAAAAGAAAAAAAAAGAGCCCUAAAAUUUCUCAAGGAUCUCAAUGUUUUUUUCUUGGAGAUCUCAGAACUUUUUAUGGUCCGAGUAGUGAGAAUCGGCCCUUGAGGCUUGUAAAUGUUUUCUUUUACAAUGAGAACUGAAAAGUAGUGAGGAAACACUUCGCUUCCGCUAAAAAACUCAUCAGUCGGUUAAGUUCUUUUGGAAUUAAUUUUGAUUUUUUUCAUUUUUGCCUUUUUUCAGUUACCGUUUUCACAUGAAAAAAAUUGACAGAACAAAACAAAAACUCUCUAAAAUACUAAUUUUUUUCCGUAGUUUUUUUCAAAUUUUUUUCACAAAGUUUCGAGAUACAAAUCUAAAAAAAGUUACUCGUUUUUUCCAGUAUUUUCGAACCAUUCUCAAUCUCCCGCCGGAAAGGAAUAUUUUUUUCGAGAGCCUUGGAACACUUCAAUGGGGAGAACCGGUACCUGACCUCUAAAUCUUCUUUACGGCUCCUUAACCCCUCGGAAAAGAAAGCCACUGACCCAUCAACGUUUGUUUUCGGCCCAAAACCAACCAUCGAGUUCAGUUCAUUUUUCAAAAUGGAAAAAAAAAUUCGGCCCCUCCGCAAGUAGCUGUGACCAGACGAUAGCAUCUGGCGAGUCGGGGCGAUUUUUCCGACUAGGUGUGACCUUGCUGUGUCGUUUUGGCACCAAACACGCGGCUUUUUUUCCUGAGGUGGUUUCAGCCUGCCGAAGAUUUGAAAUAAAAUCCCCAGGUGGCGUUUUUCUCCUCAUUCCAGAAGACCAGAAGACGUUGUUCACACCUCAUCAACCUCGCCCUCCGUUGUUCUGGGACCGAUGCCUUGGAAAAGCACUCCGCCGUUUCAUUUGCAAUUCAAAUCGGCUCUUUUCCGUUUAUUUAGGAGCAAUUUUUGUUCUUAGAUUUUUUUUGGGAGGAGCUUGAUUUUCUAUAACGGUAGUCCAAAAAAUCUGGAAAAUUCGCGAAGGACCAAAAUAGACAUUUUUUGGUUUUUGUUACGAACAUCUUGAAAUGAAUAUUUGGUUCUUAUUUCAGAUUUUGAUAGCCUUAUUAAUUCUCAAAUUCUCACAAAAAGACUUUUGAUCAGGAAGAAUCUCAAUCAGACCUUUCGGUUUUCAAAUUUCCGCCAAGAAAAGCUCACUUCAAUUGGUGAAAAAAAAUCAUAGCAAAAAUUGAAUAUUUGAAAGGUGUCUUUUUUUUAACUUUUCUGAUCAUACUGUAACACUUUGAUAAAAAAUCAAAAUCGCGUAGUCAAAAAUCAAAAAUCUUGAUCUCAUUUUAGUUUUUGGGCGUCAAGUCGAGGCUUUAGGAAGCUGAUCGGAAACGCAGGAAAAGUGUGGGCAGAUACGAUUACAAAGUUAGCCGCGUUUGCCUAAUGGAAACAAUGAAGCGAGAGUGCGUAGUGGAUGAUGUGCGCGUACGCAAAAUUCGUUUGCGGCGAGGAUCCGCCAGGAAAUUCAAUCUGAAUCCUCUUGGAAGUGCAUCUUCUCCCUAUCUCACCAUUUAUGCUUUUUUUUGAGCGUAUAUGUUUUUUGAGUACAGUUAGUUUCAUUCAGGAAAAGCGGUUUUCUGAAGUUUUUCUAAUAUUUUUCUUCACGCUUAUAGCUUUCCGAAAGGACCCCUUUUGUUGAAAGUAAGACAUUUUGCAGGUUAUUUAGUAGCUGUGAAAAAGUUCUGGUCAAAGUUUUGAAUUUUUCGGAACAUUUCCGCUAGUAAAUAGGGACUGUACUGUGAACUCUACGAGAUUUCGGAACGAUGGACAUUCAAAAAAUGAUUUUUUGAUGAACGGAAUCGUCAUAAUCAGUUCAAAAGUUCAGCGUUUCAAAAUUUAAAGCCUACUCUCGAGUUUUACAGGUUUCAAGUCAGCAGACUAAAAGACUUCCCAAAGACUUUCCCAAGCUUAAAAAACAAGGUUUCUGGUCAACAGACUUAUAACCUGACCAAACGCUAGAUAAUAUCGCAACCCACGCGUUUUACUUGUUUUUUGGUCUCAUUUUCUACCUCCACCACCUCCUUUUUCAUUUUCAAAGAUGAGAUACCCGAUCUUCAUGACGACAAACUUGCUCUUUGACGCCUCCAAACUCCGAAUUAGGGCCGAAAAUAGGUAUUACCUCGCGUCAUUAUGUUGCUAAAAAUGGUAGUCGUCUUUAAAGUUUUCGAAUUUGCUCACCUGACUCGACUAUUUAUACCAGCUCCUGUGGCUAUUUCCGUCUACUCUUGUUUUAUUUUGAUUUCAAUUGGUAAUCGUAGGGAACUGUUUGCUUUUUCGCCCAGAAUCACCCGAGAGCUGUGAAAAACCGUCUCGGCGCAAAUAAAAAGGCUUGAGAAUCGUGUGAGCGGCUAGUAUGUUUGAGAAGUUGGCUCGAGAGACAGGAAAAUUAUUCUUGUAGUGUCUUUUUCUGGAACUUUCCAGCUCGCUCUAUAUAUUGAGCAUACUUUCAGAUCAGUUAAAUGGAACCCAAAUUUUUUUUUAUUUUUUUCUUCCAGCCGUUUUAACAGUCCAAAAAUUUCCAUGGUUUCACAAAGAUUUUAUCUUCGUAGUUUGAGGGAGCAAAUCCAUAUUUAGGAGCUUGCUCUAGUCUUUUUGAUAUCUCCGCGCGCAAGCUGUUUUUGGUCCGGCGCAUCUUUCAUUCUUUAACAGUGCUCAUGUGGAGGGAAAUAUGAAAAAUGAAAUUUAGAGUGAGAUGAUAAAAAAAAAAUUCAGUGCGGGGAUCGAAUUCAGUAUUUAUUGUUCCAAAUUUCUCCUUUAUACAGUUCCAAAAUUAUUUAUUUGGUUCAUAGCUUCCCUGUUCCAAAAUUAGCCUCCCAAAACAUUUUCAUCAAAGUUCCAAUCUGAAAACUUUCGUUUGCACAAGCUAACCGUUCCUCCUCACGGGUUUUCAAUUUUUUUUCCGUCGCUUCGGGAGAUUAUCUCCACCUGCCCGACCGCUUGCAGGUUCUGGUCCUCCAGCGCGCCCUUCCAUUAUGAACUCAAUUCCAAUUCUUUUUCCCUCCUCCUCCGUUUCUAAAUGUUGUCCUCCGUAUUUUGGGUCGUGUAGUUGUUCUUGCGAUAAUGUUCCGAUCCGAUGCCCCAAAAGUUUUUUUUUUCGAUUGGCGAGGAGAGGAUAGACAUCAAGAAGAUUGAUACCCAGUUUAAAUCUCAGAAAAAAGUCGAAAUAAGGAGGUGGAGAUCUGAAAAUUGAUCAAGUGGCUGUGUAUUCAUCCAAAAUUGUUUCAAACCCAUAGAAGGAGAUUUUUUUAUUGAAUUCUGCUCGAUAAAAACGUGUCAAAGCUCAGAAGCAUGAGUAAAAUUUUUAAAAAUAUGAAAUUAAUAGGCCUAAACUUUGAAUAAUGGACAUUGUUCUCAAAAAAAUCGACAUCAACGAGAUUUAUCAGGAUUACUCAAAGUUUUCGAAUUUCGCCUUUUCUUAGAUAGUUCUGAUUUUACUUCUAUCGAAGUUUGUUGAAAAAAAUAAAAACUUUCCCCAAUUAAAUAUACAGUAAAAACUCAAACUAAGAACCUCAGGCCAAUUAUUUUCCACCCAUAAUUAAGAGUUUUCGAGUCAGAAAACGCCUGCUUCAACAAUUUCUCAGUAUAACUCAAUUUUCCUCAACAUCAUUAGUCUUCAAACAAGCUCCAAGAAGAACCAGUAAAAGAAAAAUGAGAAAAGGCCAAUUCUGGCUACUGUCAGAAGCUGAUCCUCUUCAUUUUUUUCUUUCAUUUGCGCCGCCACACAGUUUCGUUAUUUGGCCGGAGGGAGGCCUUCCUUUUUGAGAAGAAACGUCCACUCGGAGAGGGAAGAUCUCCAUUCUAGCGCCUCUUCAAAUCUUCCUCCUUCGCCAGUUCUUCCACCGCCACCACGCCUCCUCUUAUUUAUUUAUUUUGGCAUUUCACACGUCCUUGCGUAGAUAAUAAUACCAUGGGGCCGUGGGCCGGUAAGAGUUGCCAUUCCUCUUCUUCUUUCUUUCACUUUAUUAUUUAUAUUCGUUCGCAAAGUAAUAUCGUGCGCUGUAUUGUACUAGGCUUUUCCUCUUCUCUUGAUAAUUGGCUGAGAAAUUGAGAAUCUUUGUUCCUAGUUCACUUUCCUGCUUCUUGCUCAUUUUUCCGCCUAAAACCGUUUUUUGUUAAUUUACUCUGAAAUCUUGUUUUUUCAAUUUCGGCAGGGAUUUUCGUUUCUGAGAGAUUUCCUAGAGCGUCUUUUUUUUUCAAAGUUUUCAAUAACUCUGAUGGACUCUAAUUUUUUUGAUCGAAAAAGGCUUACGCUUUCAAAAUUAGCCACCUUUGAGCGAAUUCUGAAUUUUUUUGCUUUUCAAGUUUUGAGUAGAAAUAAAUUACCUUCAAUCACAUUUCUUUUUUUUUCGUUGAAAAUUUCUAAUCAGACGUCAUAAAAUAGAUAAAACGAUCUAUUUGAAUAAGGAAAAUUAUUGUAACUAUCGAAAAUCACGUUCUUCACACGACCGGUGUCGAAAAACUUUGACAACUGUAGGUGGCAGAGAGUUUUCCCAGAGCGGCUCUCAAUUAGCCACCGGCAUGUGGUCGACAUUUCCACGUCUUCUUGUGAUUGAUGGCGUUUGGUGCGACGCCUUCGCGGCACCUGUUUGGAUUUUCCCCUCCCAUACGUUGUUUUUUCACAAUUUAACCCAGUAACCAUUUCUUGCAAGGUAAAGGUUCACUUGAGUUCUGCUCUGAUUUUCUGGGCUUGGUUUGAAUUUUUUAGGCCUCUCUAUCUGUUCAAGAAAGUCUUUAUUCUUUAAAAAUAAAGGUUUUCGUUUUUGAAUCACUCGAAAAUCACUACGAAAAAAAUGGAAAAAAAUUUCUCAGCAGACUUUAUUUUUUUGAAAAAUUGACUUUCUAUAUCUCUGCAAUCUGAACUUUUCGAUUUUCAAAGAAUCGUCUUAAGCUGUUUUUUUUUGGUCUUUUUUGUUACUUGAACCAUAAAACCCUCUUUUCUGGUUUUCAAAAUUUGAACCUUGGUGCCAUAUUUUUGUGACCGACAAAAAACCUUUUUUUCAUCCGUUUUCUUUCCAAUUCUCGAGACCAAUAUGAUGAAUCUGGGUGCGCAAACGAGUCGUUUGUCUUUUGCGCGUCACCAACCACGUCGUUUUUUUUCCAUAUUUUUUGUGUUUGGUGAAUUUUCCUUCCUUCGAGAGGAAAUCCAUCAGAGUUCAGGUCAAGCUACAUGUAAGCUUCUCUCCGUUGGGCCCACUUAGUGGGCGAAAAGGUGUGAAUGAAGUGUUUACCAACCAUUUAGGAGCAACCGUUGCGGCGUUCAGUUUAGGAAAGAGUCGGAUAUUCGAUUUCAUCUAGUUCUAUUAAGUCCUUUAAAAAGAGAUGCUUUUUACCUCUAAAAACUUUUCUCGAAUUCGUAGCAAAAGUUGUUUUUUUUUAAUGUCUAGGCGCAAUUUUAAAUAUUUCUCUAGGAAAAAAAUCAGUCGCUCAAUUUCAAAAAAAGCUCUUAUCUUUCUAUGUCUACGGCCGCACUGAGAAUGGCUCAAAGCUUUUUGUCAUGUUUUAGACUAAUUUCACUCUGAUAGUACAUCUUUUUAUAACUCGAAUGAGAACUGAAGAUUUUUGACAGAUUCCAAAAUUUCCGAGUGGACAAAGAAAAAAGAAAAUUUUGCUGGUUUUUUCUCGAUUAUACAAAAGGUUGGACCGAACAUACCGUGUCCCUAAUCAACUGUUUUGACAUUUUCCAAAAAAGUUACCAAAACUGUGUUUUUCCCAUGCCUUUCAGUCCAUUUACACAUUUCUUCUUCCCAAUCGCAAAUGCGCUAAUUUCAAUUUUGCGGCUUAUUAUGGCGGUAACCCGUCUUCGCUCGGCCUCUUUAGGGCCAAUACAGAAGCUUUCAGUAAUCCGUCCUCCUUUUCGCCUCGUAGAACAAUUACCAACCUGCCAGCUGAAAAUUGCGCAUGUUUUUGAAAUGAGAUGCGUCCCGCAUUGCACCAUUAAUUCAUUCCCGAAGGCUCGUCCUUCUGUUUUUGUUCUUUUUUCGUCGAUUCUUGAUUAUCCUUGUUCUUAUUUUUGUCAGCAAAGUACUUCUAGAAAUCUAUUUUUAGCUGUUUUCAAUGUAGAGCACAUUCAGGUUUCUUAGAUGGUAUAAAAGACUUCAAUUUUCCAAAGUAAGGAAAUUUUUUCGAUUUUAUUCGGUAUUUUUCAUGAUUACCUUUUUUUGGACAAAGGUCUGAAAUAAUGACUUUUUUCAUGAGAUUACAGUUUUCCCUCACUAAGGGUGUCAAUAACCUGAUUUUCUAUUUUGAGGAUCGAAACCUGCGGAUGAAUUUAGGAAGGCGAAUUCACAAAGAAAAAUAGUCAGAAUUCAAUCAAAUUUUUUUUCGCUCAACCUUUGGCAAAUGAUAACUAAACCAUAUCCAGUCUCAUUUCAAACACCAAUUGAGCAGCUUGGCAAAAACUAUUUUUUUUCUGGACAACGUAAUUGGAGACGUUGUUGUUGACCGUGCGCAGUCAUCGGUGUCCAUAUAAUAAUGCGGCGCGGCACUGGACGAUCCAACCCGGACACACGCGCUCGUCAUUGACGAGAUGACUCUAUAUUUAUUGUCCAUUUGUUUUUUUCCUAAUAUUUUUUGCGGAAUGUUACAGCUAUCAUUUGAAAGUGAAAUUAGACAUUUUAUAGCUUUAAAUUGAGAGCUCAUGGCAAAUGUAGCUGUUUUUAUGUGAUCCCGAGCUACCUCACUUAUAAUUGAAAAAAAAAUUGUUGUCGGAAUCAAAUGAUGAAAUUUUCAUGCAAUAUCAUAAUAUCUAUUAUAAUAAGCCGCAAAAUCUGUUUGGUUUUAAAGAACUUCACGACUAUUUUCAUCGAUUAAACAAAAAAUGGCCCAGAUUUCGGUGACUAAGAAGCUCUAGCGCACUACCAGAACAGGCUAGAUUUCAAUAAGGAUAUAGCCGGGGUUUUUUGGAAAGUUUCCCUGUUGGAUCGAAGAGAAAAAAAAGUUGAGCAUCAUCGUUUAUUCAAUACGGAUAAUAAUACAGUUCAAGGGCCAAAAUGACCUCAACAGAACAAAUUUUCAAAAAGGGGAAUUUAAACAUCGGAAACACACGUAUAUGAAGAUUUAUUUUUCCACUCUCGUAUCCAAAAUCAUCAAUCUCAAUUUCAUAACCACUUUUGGUCGGUCGCAAUAACAUGAUUGCUGGUUUUCACGUUUGCCGGUUCGCCGAUCGGCGAAUUAGGCCGGGAAGCUCUUUCGUGUGUUUGUGCUCACCGUGUGCACCUGGUAAUGUUGUGGGUCACCUCGCUUAAUUAUUCUUUGUGCCAGCUUUUCUGGCCGAUUUAUUCCGUUUCUUUCUGCGAUUUGAAUGCAAAGCGAACGGAGAAACUAGGCGAAACGUCGUAAAAAGUUUAAUUGGCGGUUUGACACUGAGAUAGUCUGAAGAAGUAGGUUUUCUUGAAGUAAAUUUGCGAAAAGUUUUGGUGAUUUUCUUUCUAUUUUUCAAAUAACGAUACUAUAGAGCAAAUAUUAAUUGGAUUUUUUUAUGACUGUCAGUCGGAGAAAAGCAGGGCUGAAGAGCUUAAAAACAAAAAACAAGUUGAAAAUUUUUUUCGUGGACCUUCUUUGAGAUCAUCGGAAACCUGAAAAAGAUUUGAUAUAUCAAAAAAUAUUAAUAUUUUUUCAAAACAACUUGAAGCUUAUUGGAAGCAACCAACCGAGGCUUUAGCUAUUUCCUCUUGGGUCAAAACAGCUGAAAUCGGAAAAAUUUUUUCUCGAAUCAAAAAUCGCAUAUAAUUUACAGCUUGUCCUGAGGGGCUCCUAAAUAGAUUCUGAAUGCCCACGUCCUAUCGUUUCCUUCCUCCCACGUUCUUUUUUGCUAUUCUGUGCUCUUGUCCACAUAUAUCCAACAAAUUAUCCUCGAAUUGCCCACGCAAUUGUGUGCGUCGUCUCGGUUAUUGCGACAUUCAUUAUUCCUUCUCCUCCCUCUCAUUUCUUGAUUACGAUACUCGAGAGAACAAAUGAAUUUUUUCAGCCUGAGGCGAACGAUGAAUCCACGACGAGACGUCCAACGUCGCGUCGAGAAUGGCCUCCUUAUUUGGAUACUUGAGGCGAAAGGCCUUCCAGCCAAAAAACGGUUGGUUAGCUUACAUUUCUAGUGUUUGCACAGAGAAAAACAAGUUCUAUUUGUUUUUUUUCUGGAGUUUUUCGGAAGCUUCACUAUUCAAGAUAAUCCAAUUUUUGAUCAACUUGAAGGCAAACAGAAAAGUUGCAGAUUCUAUUGCGAGUUGUGUCUUGAUAAAACGCUCUACGCCAGGACUUCGUCCAAGACUCGCACCGACAAUGUUUUCUGGGGAGAGCACUUCGAUUUCUCGUUAGUUUUUUGGAAUUUGAUCAAGAUUAAAGAAAUAAUGGCUAGUGAAAGAUUGAAAUAUAUAUUUCAAACAAAAAGCUGAGACUGUAUGAAACUGACGUCAAAAUUGCAACAAAUAAAAAUAAUUUCAAACUUCAGAAUGCUCCCGAAAAUUGACGAAGUCUGCGUGAGUAUUUACCGCGAUGGCGACGCGAAGAAGAAAAAAGACCGCGCCACGUUGCUUGGCUACAUCACGAUCAGCAUCGAUCAACUCGCCAGCAAAAAUCCCGUCGAACGAUGGUUAGUUUUCAUGGUUUUGAGAUGAAGGUUAGGUGAAUGAACUAUGGAAAUUCGGAAAAAAAGAGUUCAGUACUCGCAGGAAGCUUUGAACAGCUUUGAAUAAUAAUAAUUUAUUCACAGAUCAGUGUGAACCCCAACGAGUUCACUUCGAUCUACAAUUUAAAUGAGGAAAGAAAAAAAGUUGAAGUAAAAAACAAAAAAUUGAGAUCAGUAAAGUCUUGGUGGAAUAGAGGUAAAAAAUUCGUUGCGAGGUAAAACGACCAAUAAUUUUUUCAAAGAAUUAGGUGGAAGUGUGAACUGAUAUUUGGAUGUAAGUUAAUUCCAAAUAGGAAUCGUUUUGAAAAAAAGUUGUUAGAAAAACUGACCUUGAGAACGUAGCCGAAGUGGAUUUCGCCUUAAAUUGGAUCUGAGGGCAAAAAUUUUUCGAAUUGAGGAAAGUGAUCAUGACCAGAAACAAUUUUUUUGGAGAGUGAGGAGAUCAGAAAUAACUCGUCUAAUGUACAGUGGGGUUUUGUUGAAAUUGCUCUAGACGAUCUGAAUAGGAAUCAAAGGAUAGGUUCGACCUAAUGCAAACUUUGCGGGAAAAAAUUCUGAGUGGGGAUUCAAGCUUGUAGCAAAGGUCAGAGUUAAUAGGUGGGUUAAAAACUUCAGAACAAUAUUCCAAUAUAGGUCUGACGUAGGUGUUGAAAAUUUGAAACAGAAGAGCUUUUCCAUGUAUCAUAGCCCUCUUGAAAAAUGAUGAAUUCCUAGAUAUGCCCUCUAAGAAAAAAAGUCGCUUGCAAAACUAGAAAUCUGCAAUGGCUAUCCCAUUUCUCCCAACGAGUGGCCGGAUGUUCGAAACCAGUAGUAAUUACAGAACCGAUUCUCCAAUACCUUUUAGUGUCAAUCAAGUGAUAAAAAACGUGUCGUGGGCGUUUUGAUGUGACCUUUUUCGCAAACAAUUCGAUCUUUUCGAGGCCUUCUGAAUGUUUCAAAACGUUCCGACGUCAUUGAGCUGUUCCGAGAUUCGCUUGGGGUGAAUAUCGGCAACUUCAAUCAUUUGUUUUAGUUUAAGAGAAAAAAAUCAUAGCCGUCAAAACAGAGAUACGCGGAAUUCUUCCAACAGACCAAAAACAUGUCUCAUAAUUACUUCCCUGUUUCAUCGCUUUACACUUCAAAAAAUUUUUCUGAUAGUGGCGACAACGAUUUUUUUUCCUCUGCAAAUUUUCAAAAAUCUAACGCUAUUGCAAGAUCUAGGCUAUAUUUUUUAUCAGAAUACCAAAAACAUGUCUCAAAAUGACUUUCCCGUUUCUGGCGCUUUUCACUUGAAAUAAUUGGUUCCAGACUCGUUCGUUUUACAAUCCUUUGUCAGUUGCCUUUUCCUUGAGGAGAACAGGAGAACUACACAUUUUCCACAAGAUACGCUACUGCCCUUUCUGAUUUGGGAAAUAUGAAAAUUUUCAAAUAUCUCUUUUUCCCUUCCCAUAGUCCAAUAAUUUUUGAGUUGAACUAGCCGCUCAUGGACCGUUCGCCGCCAAAUGUCCGGCUUUUUGACAUUUAGCUGUCAGAAAACGAAACCAUGAGCCAUGUUUCUUUAUUUGCUCCUGCAAUUCGCAGUCUGCAUGGCUGAAAAUUUUGACUCUUAAAUUUUUUCUCUUUAUAAAAUUAUUUGAUCAUAACUUCCAAAAAUCAUAAAAUUAUGAUAUUAUGGAUGAGACUAGAAUUCUAGGAUUUAAACGCAUUUAUUCUUCUUUUUUUCUCGGUUUUUUUCGCCAUGUUUUUUUCAGUUUAAUUUUUUUGAUUUUUCUCUAUUUUUUUAAUUUUUUUCUGCCAGUAGCUUUCAAAUUUCAACUCAAAAAAAUAAAUGCAAAUUUAAGAAAAAAAUUUGGGAUUUUUUUGAAAAAAGUGUCCUUUUUUUAUUUUUUUCAUGACUCACUUCUAUCUUCCCUUAUCAAUCGCCGCGCUUCUGUCGUGUUUUCCGUUCUCAUUCAAAAAAAAAGUUCCAAAUUAGAUGUCGCGACAAUGUUGCGGCACGCUUGAACCUUGGGACAGUUGUAUGCGACCGGCGAAUCGUCGGGUCACCGAUUCGGUGGCUUUGGUGCCGGCCUGCAAUUAUUUCGGCGUCAUGCCGGCUGACUUUUCCGACAGCCGAAGCAAUAUUUUUAAAAUGCUUUGGUGGAAUUUCAAGAGUCGGAAGAAUUAUGUCAGUAUCACGUCGUUGUUUGGCGAGUACUGUAGGUGUGAUUUGAACUUACGCAAGUUUAUUGGCUAGAGGAGAAUAGGAAUUGUGUAAUUUGAUUUUGGCUCUUUAAUUUAAUGUUAAAGAACGCAAGUCGUAUUGGGUCGGGUGCAAAGGAAAAAUUGUGGUUCAGCCAUCGAGCCACUCCAUGGGCGGCCGAAUGCGAAGAAAUAAAAUGAAAUUCCUCAAAAAUUGGCAUGAAACUUUCAAUAGGAUCAUAAGCAUGGGCCCUGACUUUAAAUAUUCCUAGAUUAAUCUCAAUUUUAAUUACAGGUACACCGUGAACACUACCAGUGAAACUGGAAGUCGAAUCGCGUCGGCUCUCGGAGCCAAGGCCAGCAUUCAGGAUCAGACCUCCUUGAGAAUCAAGGUAGCUUUAAUCAUUUUUUUCGGUUAUAAUCAAAUUUCGUUCAGGCCCGAUGGCAGAGUGUGGUCGUCUUGCCAAUGAGAGCCUACGACGACCUGCUCCAGCUUCUUUCCUACAGCUACCUGCCUCUUUGCGAGCAAUUGGAACCAGUUCUCAGCGUCCGUCAGAAAGAAGACUUUGCCACUUCCCUUGUCAGAGUUCUCUACAAGCAGAAGCUGGUCAAAGAGUUCCUCUGCGACUUGAUCAUGAAAGAAGUUGAGCAACUAGGUAACUUUUUACUUUUAAUCAAUUGUCCAAGUGGAAUUAUUAGAUAAUGACCACCUGAUGUUCCGUGGGAACUCCUUGGCAACAAAAGCGAUGGAAUCCUUCAUGAAGCUUGUAGCCGACGAAUAUUUGCAGGUGAGAGAUGCAACUCAGAACUUAGAAAAUGAGAGAAACAAUUUGCAGUCAACCUUGUCGGACUUCAUCCGGAUGGUGCUCAAGAGCGAGGACUCUUGUGAGGUCGACCCACAGAAGUUGAGCAACGUCUCGUCUGGAGUUCUCGAGAAGAACCGGGCUCUUCUCAUGAAGUUUGUCGAAGUCGCCUGGACACAAAUUCUCAACAGGUUUUUAUCAUCGUUAUUUGAUUAUUUUUCAAGUUUAAAAUUCUUAGUGCUCACUCGCUCCCACCAGAGCUGCGUGACGUCUUCUGCGUUCUCCGGUGUCGAUUGGACGCCCAGAAUCGAGGAUCUUUGGCAGACACCUUGAUUUCAUCCUCGAUAUUUUUGCGAUUCCUCUGUCCAGCCAUUCUCAGUCCCAGUCUUUUCAAUAUUGUGAGUCUCAUUUAUUGUCACAAAAACCACGUCGUACUCUUUGAUCAUUCAACUGAUCAGUGCGCCCGACUUAAAACUUUUCGCGCUCGACUUCACCUUGUAGCAUAAAAAAGCACAGUCCUCUUAAAUUACCAAAACGAAAAAUUUAGUGAAAAUUUGUUCUACUCUCAAUAUCUUUACAGGUUUCUGAGUAUCCUUGCGGCGGCACUGCCAGAAACCUGACGUUGAUCGCCAAGACUCUCCAGAAUCUUGCCAACUUCACCAAGUUCGGCGGAAAGGAGCAUUACAUGGAGUUCAUGAACGAGUUCGUCGAGAGGGAAUGGCAACGAAUGAAAGAUUUCCUGAACCGCAUUUCUACAGGGUUAGCCUUCUAGAAUUAACAAAUGAAUAAAAAAAUAUUUUCAGAGGCUCAGCGAACGAAAAGGUGACUGAAGCGGUGGUGGACGUCGGGAAAGAGCUGAGCUUGCUUGGAGCUUAUCUUGAAGAGACUUGGACUCCACUGGUAUGAUAAAUUGAAGAAGUUCCCAAUAGAAUGAGUAAAUUUCAGUUGCAAGAGAAGAAUAUGUCAAACAAGGCUCUUUGCGAUGUGAAGUCCAUUCUGCAUGAUUUGGCUGAGCAUAAACGGCGUUCUGAUAACCCGAACGCUUAUCACUCGCCCGUGAUGCAUCAGAACAGUAGUGACUACGAGAACAGUCCACAGCAAGUCUUGAGGUAAGAAAAGUUGGAAGCUUAGUUGGACCAAAGAGUUCGUACUUUCAGACCUCGAAACGAAAACCUCCCAGCCUAUCGUAGUACUCCACCAACUGGUCAGGCUACUGUGAUGGGAAGAUCUGCCACAAGUCGACCAGCCACCCAUCUUCUGACGGCUGAUGAUUAUGUUUUGUCUUCUGCGUUCCAAGUUUGAAAACUCCAUCUUUCGCAGGAGAAAAUGAGCAUUUCCAGACGCCCGGAAGCCGCAAAUCAGGACGAAUCAGCGAUGAAACAGGAACUUCGAGUAGCCGAACCAGCGACAAGACUACAAGUAGUGGCGAAGCUCGCGAUGACACGGAUAGCGAUGGAGAUGUGAGAAUAAUCAAAGAUUCGGGAGAUCAAAAAUUGAAUUUUUCAGAUGCGAGAAGAGAGAAAUCGUGCUAAUCGCAACCGCAAGCGACUCCCACGAACCGACGCUUCUCCCAGCAGCAGCCAGCCGGCUUCCAGUGGAUACCAGAGCAAUAAUCAGAGCAGGUUUGUUAAAAUUUCUCAUCAUUCAAGAAAAAGUCGAAAUUUAGCUACAGUAACUCGUCGUCCUCCUCGCCGGUGGAACGAGUUGCAGCUCUGUCGAUAGCAAACCCAGUUUUCGGGCCAGGACCGUCAGGAUAUGUACCACCGGAGCCUAAAGAAUCUAUAAUCAUGCCUCUUGCGACGUCGUAUCCGAACGCCGUUUACGCUCAAAAACGACCCAGUCCGCCUCCGUACGACCCCGACAUGCACAAUUAUCACUAUCAGCCGGUAAGGAUCCAGAAUCUUUAAAGUGGCCUCUUAAGGGUUUUGAAGCGGGAGUUGUCAUGUUAUUUGAGAUAAAUUCAUUUGAAAUUUUUCGAAAAACCGGUAUUUUCAAGAUGGAAAAAGGCCUUGUUGGGACACUUUUACUUUCCGCUUUGAGAAGCUUAGGAAUUAUAAAACUUCACUUUAUCGUUUCCAAUCAGAAAUGCACUAUUUAGCUUCCUUAUUGUCCAUUCUUAAGUAAAAAAGCUCAUAAAUUAUUGAAACUAGCUAAAAAUCGCAUUUGAAGGUCUACGCUGUACCUCCUGACUGUGAUACGACUUCGCGGAGCAACAAGUUGAGCUUGCCAAGGACCAACCCAAGAGCAAUGCGAAAUUCCGCUCUGUUGAGGCCUACGGUCGUUGAUGUUCCGGAUGACUGGGACAGGUAAAUUUAAACUUCAAUCAGUCCUGUUAAUGGUAUUAAAGUAACUGUGAUAGUAUCUGAUUAUUUUCCCACUCAAUUCAUAAAUUUAUUCGAAAGUAUACUGAAAGAAAAUACGCAUUUUUAACCAAAAAAAGCGCAAACCGUUUCAGGUCUGUUGCAAUUUUGAAAUAAGGUUUUUUGCCAGCGUUUCGUUUUGGAUAAUCUAAUGACGCAUGAAGGACAAAAUGUUUUUUUCAGAAAUGCCGGCAACGAAUAUUGGCACGACCGUCCUUUUGACCAACAGCGCCAACAGCAGGUAAAUUUUGGUUUAAGUCUUGUUUGAAAAAUUGCUUCAAAAAAUUUUUUUUGAGAGUUAGCAGUGCGCUUUUAAAUUUUAAAAGACUUUGAAGUCAAUUUCUUCAGCCAAAACAUUUCAAUAACGAGCAUUCCAGGAGAUAAUCGAGAAGCAAAAGCGCGAGAUCGAACGACUUAUAAGGGAGAACGAACAGUUGAAGAAGCACGUGGCGGCCACGAAUAACUUUGUCACAGUCAAGGCCGAUGGCAAGGUAAAUUGACAAAAGAAGUGGCGGCUCAUUAUUGAUCUCAGUUCUGAGUUGCAGCGAUCGGACAGCGGAGCAUCGGAAGAGAGUUACGAUUCCCUCAGCUCUUUGGACCGCCCCUCUCGCAAAUCAAUCAUGAUGUGA
This is a messenger RNA of Caenorhabditis auriculariae, 19731 nucleotides long. Lineage: Eukaryota; Metazoa; Nematoda; Chromadorea; Rhabditida; Rhabditidae. The record is from the annotation of a GenBank genome assembly.